AUGGAGCUUAGAUCCCUGUGCUCUUCAAAUGGGGAGUUGCGUCUUGGCAAGUUCGAGUGCGCUGCCUUCCAAAACCUUAAGCAGCGCUUGGUUUCGGGCCCCCCUCGGGCAAUCCCCACGGCGAUACCGAGAGGGUGUGCUUGCGUCUUCACCGAUGGGGCCUGCGAGUUUGAAGACGGCCAUCCUGUCUGCACCAUAGGCGGCAUCCUUUACCACCACCAUGAGGGAAGUUGGAACACCCGCUUCUUCGCGUGCAGAAUGCCCGCUGCUCUUGUUCAAAAGUGGAGCAAUGCCGGCAAGCGCCAUUUGAUUGGACCCGUUGAGUUAUUUGCAGUUGUCGUCGCCAGGCGGCUAUGGGGGUCUUACUUGAAUUCCUCAAGGGCCUUGUUUUUCGUGGACCACUCAGGUGUUCAUGCCGCCUGUGUGAGUGGGACCUCCAGGGACACUGUGUGGCGAUCACUUCUUGUCGAGUUUGAGCGGGCCGAUGCAGUGCCCAUGAUUGGUUGGAUAGCACGUGUACCAAGUCCUAGCAAUCCUUCGGACGCUCCCUCAAGGGGCUCGUCAAACUUUCCUUUCUGGGGCACUUGCUCUUGUGAUCACCCUUCAUGCUGCAUGUCAGGCGAACUCCUGAGCCCGCUUGAGUUGAAGAGGGAUGUCUAA
Messenger RNA from Symbiodinium natans, 660 nucleotides. NCBI's taxonomy places the organism in Eukaryota, Dinophyceae, Suessiales, Symbiodiniaceae. The record is from the annotation of a GenBank genome assembly.